AUGGCGGCCCCGCUGGUCAAAGUCUUGCGCCGCUUGCAGGAACUCUUCCAGAACGUGGUGUCCGCGCUCGAAAGCAUGAUCCUCUUCCCCUCCUUCUUCCGCGACUUCUCGCGCCGUCGUCGGAAGCCGUUCCUCGGCGCGCACUGGCGCCGCCGCACGCUCGAUGAUUUCGCCGAUGAGAUCGAUACCCUUUUCACGACCCCACUGUCCACCGAUAAGAUGAUCAAUAUGUCCGAGAAGAUCCGCGCUCAGUUCCGGGAUUGCCUGCAGAACAGCCCGUGCUGCAUGCUCCCGUCCUACACCCAUGCGCUGCCCACCGGGGCCGAGAAGGGAACAUACUUGGCGUUGGACGUGGGUGGAUCAACUUUCCGGGUUGCGCUAAUUGAGCUAUAUGGCCGUGGGCAGGAGAUGCGCAUUGUCAAGGUCAACUCGUCGUAUAUCGAUGAAAGUGUGAAAUUGCUGGAGGGACGGAUAUUCUUCGAUUGGAUGGCCGCGCAGGUUAAUACCGUGCUGAAGGAGGUGGGCGCGAACUAUGGCCGUGGAGAGACGCCACUGCCGAUCGGAUUGUCCUGGUCGUUCCCCAUUGACCAGACCUCCGUCAGCUCGGGGCUGGUCAUUCAAAUGGGCAAGGGCUUCCGCUGCUCGGAUGGAACAACGGGCCAGGACUUGGGACAGCUGCUGAUUGAUUCCUGCCGCAAGCACGAUUUGAAUGUGGAGAUGGCCGCCAUUGUGAACGAUAGCUCUGCCGCUCUGCUCUCGCGCGCCUACGUCGACCCCAAGACCCGCAUGUCCCUCAUCCUGGGCACGGGCACAAACAUGGCGAUCCACUUCCCUGUCCACGAGAUCGGCAAGAGCAAGUUCGGAGUCCGACCCGACGGAUGGUUCGACUAUGCCAAGCACGUUAUUGUCAACAGCGAGAUGAGCAUGUUCGGUGGAGGCGUUCUCCCCAUGACCCGUUGGGACGACAUCCUGAACCGUACCCACCUGCGCCCUGACUAUCAACCCUUGGAAUACAUGAUCACCGGCCGAUACUUGGGGGAAAUUGUCCGUCUUAUCAUUGUCGAAGCCGUCGAAACCGCCGGACUGUUCAAGGGUGAACUCCCCCACUCAAUGCGCGAGCCCUACUCCUUCGACACCAGCAUCGUCGCCUUCCUCGAAGAAGACACAUCCAGCUCAAUGACCGCCUCCGCAUCCCUCCUUCAAAAGCAACACACCUUCCCCAAUUAUCCGUCAGCCGAGGAACUGCGCUUCCUCCGACGCGUCUGCCAAUUCGUCUCGCGCCGCUCAGCCGGCUACCUCGCAACCGCCAUCCACAGCAUGUGGUGUCUCAGCAACGAAGUCGAGAACCCCACCACCACCACCACCACCACCACCGAUCCCCUGGUCAAGGAAUCCCCCGAAAUCACCGUCGUCGAAAGCGAGGAUUCAGACAAGAACCUCUCCAUCGCCUGCGACGGUACCGUCAUCAACAAGUACCCCGGCUUCCGCGACACGUGCCAGAGCUACCUCGACCAACUCGCCCAACAAUCCCACCCUUCCUCCAUCUCCCCCAUUCGCCUCGACCCCGCGCCCGAGAGCGCCAUUCUCGGUGCAGCAGUCGCAGUCGCCGUGGCCGUUGCUGAAAAGAACGAGCAGCGUUAA
Molecule: messenger RNA, 1641 nt
Organism: Penicillium argentinense
Lineage: Eukaryota; Fungi; Ascomycota; Eurotiomycetes; Eurotiales; Aspergillaceae
Product: putative hexokinase
Exons: 1
Coding region: 1-1641 (546 amino acids)
Biological process (GO): glucose 6-phosphate metabolic process; intracellular glucose homeostasis; glycolytic process
Cellular component (GO): cytosol; mitochondrion
Molecular function (GO): D-glucose binding; fructokinase activity; mannokinase activity
Source: RefSeq, a predicted model, not a curated record